Molecule: messenger RNA, 1677 nt
Organism: Blumeria graminis f. sp. triticale
Lineage: Eukaryota; Fungi; Ascomycota; Leotiomycetes; Helotiales; Erysiphaceae
Source: the annotation of a GenBank genome assembly
AUGUUUAGCAAGUCUAGGACAUCAUCUAAUGCUCGUAAGCUAUCGAAACCGAUUGAAGCUACGAUACAAACAAUGAGCGAUGAUGAUUUAAUGAGCGAAAAGCAUGCCCGUAGUGGAAGCAGAACUGGCAUAGUAGAAAAAAAGCCUCGAAGCAACAGCGUUGGUAGUAAGGCAAGUAUUAUACUAACAAAUGCCAAAAAUUCACUCCAUUUGAGCCAUAUCUCCAAUAACUCUACCUUGACUCGUAAAGCAUCCGAAAAGACUCCACAUACACCGUUACAAAAACUUGGAAAACAAGAUCCUGAGUUGAGUGUUCCUCAAGGUGGUCAUAACAAUUCUGCUGGUGAAUCGCAUCCCGGACCACGAUCCACAUUUAGGGUUGGUGUCUGGGAAGACAAAAACAAGAAAUGUCGCCGUACAAUGGAAGAUACUCACGCAUUUUUGUAUAACUUCUUACACACUCCUGCUCCUACCCUGGAACGUGAAGCUUCUACGACCAGCGCCCAGCGUAUAGAAGAAACAGCAAUUAAUUCUCACACUUCCAAUAGCAAUACUGAUGUCCCAUCGGAAAAAGUGAUGGAAACGGAUAAUGGGUACUUUGCAGUGUUUGACGGACAUGCGGGCACGUUUGCUGCAGACUGGUGCGGAAAAAAACUUCACAUCAUCCUUGAAGAUAUGAUACGAACGAACCCCAACGCCUCGAUACCCGAACUAUUCGACCGGACUUUCACCAACGUUGACUCUCAACUUGAAAAAUUACCUCUUAAGAAUAGUGGCUGCACAGCAGUGAUUGCGGUGCUCCGCUGGGAAGAUCGUGUGCCUAGUACUCUAUCCGCGAUGGGAUCUGCUGCCAUUGCACCGGCAACCGUAGUAGCAUUAAAAGCCGCAGAAUUACACAAUGGCGUUGAUGGAGAACCGACGAUCGAAUGCCCAAACCAGGCAAAUAGGAAAAUGUCAAGUAGUGCUGCAACCCAUAACCUACUCAAAAGUACUGCCAUCCGACAACGUGUAUUGUAUACCGCAAAUGUGGGAGAUGCUCGUAUAGUCCUUUGUAGAAAAGGUAAGGCACUACGACUCUCGUACGACCACAAAGGUAGUGACGCAAAUGAGGGCAAACGGGUUUCUAGCGCUGGGGGUAUGAUCUUGAAUAAUCGUGUUAAUGGAGUUUUGGCUGUCACACGUGCAUUGGGAGAUAAUUAUAUUAAAGAUUUAGUAACGAGUCAUCCAUUCACGACGGAGACUAUCAUUCAGCCAGACAAUGAUGAAUUCAUCAUACUUGCUUGUGAUGGCAUAUGGGAUGUGUGCUCUGAUCAGGAAGCCGUUCAGCUCACUCGUGAUAUUCCCGAUCCUACUAUAGCAGCUAAGAAACUUGUUGAUCAUGCCCUUUCUUGCUUUACUACUGAUAACUUGUCUUGUAUGAUUGUAAGACUAAACAAAUCUGCCAUCCUCAACGCUUCCAAGGAACCCAAUUCUGCCAUUGGGGUUGAAGGUGACCCAAACUCUGCUCCUGGUGAAAUGUCAGAGCUUGAAAAAAUAAUUGGUAACGCAAAAAAAAAGGCAAAUGAAACUGGUGUUCCUGGAAUUGGCAUCAGUGGUUGUAAUUCUGGGAAAGGGCAUGAAUCCAGAGUUGAAAAUCUCAACAAGAAUAAAAUCACAGAAGAAAAGGUUUCUGAAUAG